AUGGAAUCAUUCGACUAUCGCCAGAAAGUCCAGGAACACCUGGACGACCAGCGCUGGAACAUCGCCGAUGAAUUCGACGAAAUCCUCUGCGAUUACGAAAGCAACCCUCGCCCCUUUCAGGAAGUCCACGCCCAAGUAUCCCGUCUCUUCAACCAAGACCCAGAACUCCUCUCCGGUUUCCAGGAAUUCCUCCUUGACACCUAUCCCGCCCAAAACGCCCAAGUCCUCGCGGAUCAGGCGGAAAGGCACGAAGCUCACAGAGGGGCGUGCGAGCGGCAAUCCAAUUCUCCUCUUUUGAAUCUACCUAGAGAGAUUAGGGACAAGAUUUGGGCCGAGGUAGCUCUAGGGAAUGUUGUUCAUGUUUCUCCCAGCAGAGCUGGAUGGUCUUUUUGGGGGAGGAAGGCAGGGAAGUUUUGCUUUCAUGUUUGUAGGGCUGAGAAGGGUGCGGGGAGUUCGGCUUGUCCGCCUGGUGUGGGAGAUCAUGCUAAUUGCUCUAUUACUGGACCAAGCAACUAUCCCGACAUCAGACUUACCUGCAAGCAAUUUCUCCUCGAACUUCCAGACGCAGAAACAACAUUCUCCUCCCAAACCGCCUUUCAAUUCGCAGACCUUAAAACAGCCGACGCAUUCCUGUUCGGCCUUUCCGAACCCCAGCGGUCUUCCAUAACUCACUUGAAAUUAGCUCUUCCGCACAACAUUGCAAGUAGUGAGAAUUUCGAAUUGUGGAACGGUAUUUUAAACUAUUUUAGUAAUCCAUGGGAGCGAAAAUCUCUUCACAUGGAUCCCAAACCAGAAGACAAGCCAGCCAUGCUGAGAGAACCUAUUUAUUUCUACUACUCCCGCUGCUAUUAUGAAAACAAUACGGAGAGGAUGUACAAACGAUAUCAAGUUGGUCGAGGCGGGUGGAGCUGGGAUGUGGGGAUUUCAGAUUUGAAGUAUAAAGGCGAACCGAAGCUAGAUCUGGCUAUGCAAGUGGUGACUAGUGGCCAGGUCGAGGACACCGAUGCAGCUACCUGGACCGCCGAUUUGGACUCGGUAGCAAACUGGUGUAGACCCUUGCUCCAAUUCAGGCAAUACGACGGAUUGACUUUCCAUCUCUAUAAUGAUGAGGGUCUCACCAGCACGCCUGAGUUUGAAGCUUUUGUCGCUGCGCUUAAAGAACACAUGGUGGAACCUGUUAUAGGGCCUAGGAAGUGCAUGUUCUUUGCUGGGGGUGCGUAUGAAGAUGGGGACGAAAGCUAUUUUGCUCUUGUGGGGGAUCAUUAA
This is a messenger RNA of Lachnellula hyalina, 1266 nucleotides long. RefSeq lists its product as uncharacterized. The transcript has 5 exons. NCBI's taxonomy places the organism in Eukaryota, Fungi, Ascomycota, Leotiomycetes, Helotiales, Lachnaceae. The record is from RefSeq and is a predicted model, not a curated record. The coding region runs from base 1 to 1266 and encodes 421 amino acids. Gene Ontology annotation, biological process: regulation of DNA-templated transcription.